This is a messenger RNA of Hyaloscypha bicolor E, 539 nucleotides long. RefSeq lists its product as uncharacterized. Bases 80 to 385 code for a protein of 101 amino acids. NCBI's taxonomy places the organism in Eukaryota, Fungi, Ascomycota, Leotiomycetes, Helotiales, Hyaloscyphaceae. The transcript has a single exon. The record is from RefSeq and is a predicted model, not a curated record.
CUAACUCAGACAGUCUGCACGCCUUGGACAUAUCCCCUGGAGGUUCCGGCCAGAUCCACGCCUUCCAGCACGGGGACAAAUGAUUUGUGAAACGCGGUCAUGUUCCUCUCGCUGGAUGAUCUCCCGCCGCGGGGCUGUCAAGUUAGCCCGAACGUUGAUGGCACGGUGUAUUGUUCCCAACAUUUCGACGAAAGGAAGAACGAUGCUCUUCAGAGGGCAGGGGAAGCUCGUGAGAGAUAACAAGGUCGGGAUGAUAAAGAGCACGAAGAAUUACAGGAAGAUAGAAUACAUAAAGAUGAGGCGCCAGCCCCUUCUUCUGAGAGGGCAAGCUCUUACGGCGGUGCGAUUAUUGGUUUCUGUUGGUCGCUUUGCUCUCUUCAGGUGAGCGGCGCAAGGAAGGCCGACGGAGUGUGUACAAACAAAUUAGGAAGACGCGUAUUAUUGCCGGGCUGCUGGAACUGCCUCAGCCCGGGAGGGAGGAAAAGCUCCUUCUUGAGCUGCCCGAUGGGGGGCCGGGCGGCUCGGGGAGGGCUUUAUUA